GUCGUUCUAGUGUUCCGAACUGGAAGCUAGCGUGACUGCAGUAAAAUGAGGAGAAAAAGCUACAUUAGCAAACAGUCCUGAGCGUUCUUCUUCCUCUCAGUCGGCGGUUCUAAUCUGGACCCUAGUGGACACCAUCGACUGAGGCUGCUGGACCACAUCGGAGGCUCGGCGCUGCUUCCUGGGGGAUCGACAUGACUGCGGCCGGUGUUGUGCACAACACCGGCAAUAAUCCCUCCACUGCGCUCAACUAAGUUGCUGGCAUGGCGACUCCGUGGAGAGAUGCUUACUAUGAAAUGGACCAUCUACCUCCACUGCUGGAAGAUGAGGAGAACGUGUCUCUCGCAGACAUUCUGUCUUUGCGGGACAGCUGUCUGUUGGAGGAGGACGUGUGGGCAGUAUGUGCAGAGUGUGUUCUGGCGCUGCAGAGCAUUCGACCCUCUCAACUUUUUCACACGCUGUGCAUCACACCAGAUACACUGGCCUUCAAUGCCCAUGGGAAUGUUUGCUUUAUGGAGCAGCUGAGCGAUGAUCCAGAAGGGUCAUUUAUACCGCCAGAGUUUGACAACACGGGCAGUACAUUUGAGGGACAUGUUUUUUCUCUAGGUUGUACUCUUUCUGCUGCAGUGAACUUUGUGAUUGAACCUGAACUGGAAUCAGAGUUGGAGGAAGAGACACACAACUUUUUGGAGAAAAUGCAGCAGAAGAAGCCAGAGGAUAGACCACUUAUUCAGGACAUUCUCUCUGUGGCUCGAGCACGGCUGCACCACUGCUCAUCUGCAGCUGUGUGCCGCAAAUUGUCUUCAGUUGGACGGCGUGUGCUCUCUAUCGAAUCAGUAUCAAAUUGUCAAGAUGGCCAAGAUAGCUCCUGGGAGGCAAGAUGGCAGCAUCCCAAACCCGGAAGACUGUGUGUAGAUUUUUUUAGCAAAGAUAUUUCUAUAAACACUUCUAUCAAGGCAAAUGGUUUGUCCAGACAACAGGUAUGUGUGGGCUGGGACUCCUCUCUUUGUGAUGAGGAUGCUGACAGUGGAGACGGAUGCUGCGCUGGUUUGACAGAGCUGGAUUGCCGCUCUCACAACAACUCCCCAGUGAGAAGAAAAGCUCAGCAGAAGUUCCACAGGGUUAGGGGGGUCUUAAAUCGCUCCUGCUCUGUGCCCGACUCCAACAACCCGCCUUGUACCACUCCUCAACCUCAUGCAAAUAUCAGUGUACCUGUAUCAGACCUCACUGAAAUUGGAGCAGAUGAACAUUUGUGUUCCAAGUCUAUAUGGAAUAACAGACCCCCAAAAAUAACCAGAGGAAGGUCCUGUGAGACUUAUCCACAUAUUAGUGCAGAGGAUUGUGUGAGCUCAGUAGCUAUCAGAUCACGAAGAAAAAAUGAAGAUGCCAUGAAGUCUUUGUGCUGUGGAGAAACCUAUUUGCCGUACUGUCAUGAAAACAAAUUUAAAGAAAGAAAUCAGAGUUCAGCCUUCUCCUGGAUGGAUGUAAAGCAUGAGGAUGCAACCCCAAAGAACCACAAGCCCUAUGUGCCUAACUACAUGACCAAAAGCAUGUUGUUCCUCAAUGAAGAAUCACAGGAUGAGUGGGUCUCACUAAAGAAGUUACUUACUCGUGGCCUGAAAUUGAUGGUGAAUGAGCUGUGGGCUCUCUGUUACACGUGUCUGACAUCACUGCAGACCUACAUUGACUUUCCAGCUUAUUUAUCCCUGGAUACUAUGCACAUCAGCUCUCAAGGAGAAGUGCUUUUCUUGAGACCUAAAAACUCUGGCUCUCUGGAUGAUUUCUAUCUGGCUCCUGAAUAUCAAGAACAUAGAAUUGUAACUGAAAAGGCUUGUGUUUAUGGUGUGGCUGCUAUCCUGUGGACCACGGCAAAGUCCUGUUUACCACCCAGUCAGAAGCUUGUAGUUCCUCACAAACUGAAGAGACUUCUGCUUGAGAUGGCGAAGAGCACUCCCAUCGAGAGACCUUCCAUAGCCAUGGCUAAAAAGAGCUGUUGUGACUACUUAACGUGUCAAGGGACAAAUCCUGAUGAUGUGUGGAAACAGCUCAUCAGCAGAGUUCACCCGCCAGUCCCAAGAUGCACUUACGGAGAAAAAUUGGGUGCAGCUAACACGAGGCAAACUUUGUUUAAAGAGACUCCACAUUUCAGCAGUGCUUUUCAUUCAACGAUGGGCUUCCAGAAACCUUUCCAUCUAAAGCCACACACUUCACCCCCAUCCCCAUCUCGCCGCGCUCUUCUUCUGAACACAGACAUGGACUGUUUGGACGCAAGGAUCACAGAGGGAAGAGACCACUCAGCUGGGGCCAGCAAUGACAUUUUCUCUGAAGCUGAGUGUCAGUCCCAGGUAAAGAAAAGGUUGCAUGAUGUCUAUGAUGAGCAGAUGGGUCCAGACUGCUCAGAAGAGAUAGAGCAGAGUGAUUCUCUAAUAUCAGAGGAAAAACUCUCAACUGGAUCCAAAGCAGAUGGACCAUACUUGUACUUCAGGCCCACUUGGGCCCUGGCUUUCUUUGGAGAGGACUGUUUUAACCAAGAGGUGAUCCAGUAUGCUUUAAGUCUCGGCCAGUACACAGGAUCACCAUGUCUGGCUGUGAAAUCACAGGAGCUGCAACAGCAGCUGACAAUUGAAACAAAGACUCUCAAGAAAACAAGGAAUUUCUAUCAAAAACUAUGUCGGCAAGAGAAAAAAAAUAAAGGUUCAGAGAACAAAGUGAUGCUGUCCAAACUCAAGUCUGAGCUUGACGAACUGAGAGCUAAAGUGAUCUUCUUGGAUGAUGUCAAAAAAUACCUCGAGACUCAGAUUGUGGCUCAGUGGGGUUUAGACGUGUCAUUACUGCCCUCUUUGGCUAAAUGUGGGCCAAACACUUUGACUCUCCAAAGCUCUGAGGACGCAUCUGUUUUGACCUUUACAACUUGUAAAGGAAAAAGACAUCUGCAAGCUGGACCGCCUCUCGGCCUCAUGACAUACCUUUAUGCAAGAAAUGCUGCUUCGGAGGGGUACAUCCAGCAGUUCCUGUAUACAUAUCGCUUUUUUUGCACUCCGGAGCAGUUACUACAGUUUAUUAUGGAGAAAUUCAUCAGUGCUGUAAGAGGAGGUCCAGACAUGUCAGAAAAUAAUACUAACAUUUUUCACCGCAGUUUGGACCUGCUACACUUAUGGAUUACAGACAGUAAACUAAUCGACUUCACACCAAAGUCCACCAUUGUGGAUGUUUUAGAAAACUUUCUUCAUACUGAGGUAAUUCCUGUAGAUUGUCAAGGGGAGGUCCUUCUUGCUGCUCUUCACAGUCCUCCAAGACCACUUUGGAGCACAAGUACAGGGAGUCACAUUGGAAUUGAGGCACAUGUUCAAUCUCUUUGUAUCCAGUCAUUUACAGAGGAUCUCGAGAAAAUGUGGAGAACAGUUGUGCAGCCUUCAACGUCCAUGACAAAAGAGAAGGCCUUUUCCAUCGCGUCAGCCAUGCCAGUGCCUCGCUGCCUAGUGGAAGAUCCUUGUAGAAUUUGCCUCUGCCGUGAUGAGCAUCUUCCGUUCAACCAGAAACAGUACACUGCACAGCAUGUAGCCCAGCAACUCACUCUUAUGCAGCAGGCUAUUUUUCAAAGAUGCCAUCCAGUUCAGUUCCUCAAUUCUAGAAUACAUGGCAUGAGGGACGAGCCAUCAAGGCAUAACAACACCUCAAGUAAUGGGUCCCAGCCAAACUCACUAGCAAAGAGAACACAUGAGGGCAUGCCGCCAGAAUCUUCCCUCCAGCAGCUGCUCGUUCACGCUGACAGAGUUACAAAGUGGGUAGCUGGUGAAAUAGUUAGCUGUGAAUCGGUCAAGGCACAAGAUGAAUUGCUUAUAAAGUAUCUGUUGAUUGGGAAACAUUGCUACGAAUCCAAGAAUUUUGCCACAGCCAUGCAGGUCCUUGGAGGUCUGGAGAACAUGACUGUCAGACAAUUACCAGCUUGGAAAUAUCUGCCAUCCAAGAUGUUUGAGAUCUUUGAGGAGCUACAAGCCGUGCAGGUGUUUUUGAAGAGUGACGACGUGUGUCUGAUGGGGGAAGAACACACGAGGAGACGACCCACCCUGCCUUCAGCACACAUCCUGGCCAUGCAUGUCCAACAACUGGAAAUCGGAGGCUUCACGCUCACGAAUGGAGCUUUCAAGUGGACCAAGCUUAGGAGCAUUGCAAAGGUGGUGAGUCAGAUCCACGCCUUCCAGGAGGUCCUAUACACCUACAACCCAGAUCAGGACCUGCAGGCUUACCUUUGCUGCCGCAUCAUUCGGCUCGGCACCUCUGACGUACACCUCUUGGCCUGCGCCAAUGAUGCUAACUUGGAGCAGUCCACUGAGUGUCAAACAAAGAAGGUUCAGAACGCUCUGAGAAGAGUUAAGGCCUCCCUCCAGUGAGUCUUGCCUUGACCAUGCCUCGGUGACUAUGUUUACACUGCAGGCCACAGUGAACCAAAUCGGAUUUUUUCCCAGCUGACUGCACAUGAACUAAAAUGCUAUUUAUCAGACUCCAGUAUAAACCCGCACAGUCCCUGAUGUGGCCCCAAUGUGGCCUCGACAUCACUUGCAUGCGCAAUUCAAUGAAGUGAGAAAUUUGACCAGAUUCUGUAAAUGAACAAGUUGCUACUACUACUACCAUUACUACUUUGUGAAGUAAAAGUAGUCACACCUUAAAAAUUUGGGAUUUUUUUUACAUGAAAAUAUAAUAAAGUAAUAAAAUGUAUGAAUGGA
Messenger RNA from Nerophis ophidion (straightnose pipefish), 4721 nucleotides. RefSeq names its product kinase non-catalytic C-lobe domain-containing protein 1. The transcript is spliced from 28 exons. NCBI's taxonomy places the organism in Eukaryota, Metazoa, Chordata, Actinopteri, Syngnathiformes, Syngnathidae. Gene Ontology annotation, molecular function: guanyl-nucleotide exchange factor activity. The coding region runs from base 261 to 4388 and encodes 1375 amino acids. Gene Ontology annotation, biological process: small GTPase-mediated signal transduction. The record is from RefSeq and is a predicted model, not a curated record.